AUAUGAAGAAAUAGACCUUGAAACAGGAAUACUGGAAACCAAAAGAAAUUCUGUUUCUUCAGAUGACAUUUAUCCUGUCCACAUGGUUUUGGAUAACAAAGAUGGCAUACAAGGUUCCUGUCAGUAUUUUAAAGAGAGAGUAGAUAUCACUGAUCAAAUCAGGACGAAGGAUUUGCAGCCUUGUUAUACUUACAAAGAAGCUGUUGAAAAAUGGGGAGAGAAACUAGUCAUUGUUGCUUCCCAAGACCAGCGUUACAGAGCUUUAAUAGGCUGGGAGGGAGACCCUGACUUAAAACUCCCUGACUUCUCCUACUGUAUCUUGGAGCGUUUGGGCCGUGCUCGGUGGCAAGGAGAGCUUCAGAGGGACCUUCACAGUGGAGCUUUCAAAGUCGAUGCUGGAAAAAUCCAUUAUCACCGCAGAGUCUUGGACAGAAAUGGUCUCAUAACAAUGCAGUCCCACGUCAUUCGGCUGCCGAGUGGAGCUCAGCAACACUCCAUCCUGCUGCUCCUGCCUCGCUUCCAUGUUGACAGGAGAAGCAAAUAUGAUCUUCUGAUGGAGAAGCUCUCAAGUAUGCUAAGUGCUCGCUCAAACCAGAUGGAAACAUUAGGAAACUUGAGGGAAGAAUUGGGGCUGUGUGAGAGGACAUUCAAGCGGCUGUACCAGUACAUGAUUAACGCUGGCCUAGCCAAGGUGGUGUCCAUCCCCCUGCAGGACAUACACCCCAAUGGAGGACCCUACAAGACAAAGAAAGGGACUGAUGUCAUGGUCCGUUGCCUUAAACUGCUGAAGGAAUUUCAGAAGAAAAUGGAAGAUUAUCAUGAUGAUGAUGAAGAAGAGAUCAUGACAAAAGCUAUUCAGCCUGUGGAUGUUGUUUGUGAAAGGGAUAUGCUCACCCAGGCUUAUGAGCUAAUUGAAAGUAGAGGAACCAAAGGCAUUUCUCAGGCAGAACUUCGCUUGGCUAUGAAUGUGGGGAAGCUAGAAGCAAGGAUGCUCUGUCGCCUUCUGGAGAGGUACAAAGUUGUCAAGGGUUUUAUGGAGGAUGAAGGUCGGCAAAGGACAACAAAGUACAUUUCAUACAUCUUUGCAGAGGAGAGUGAUUUAAACCGUCAGUUUGAGAGGGAGAAGGCCAGGAGUAAGCAGCUAGCCACAGUCACUUUGGCUCUAGUGCCAGAAUAUUCCCCCCCCGUGGAAGAUGUGUCUCUUGGAGAAGAUGAUACUUUAGUCUCAGAGUCUGACAAUGAAGAAGAAGAAAAAGAUGGCAAGAAGAGAGGAAACGGUCAGAAGGCCAACUCUGGCUCUCUGUUGAAAUUAAGUUUCCCAGAUGAUGCCCAUCAGUCAACACCAGCUAAAGGCUCAAAACCAGCAGCUGUGAAGUCUCAGGGGAAGAAGGUGCCUUCUCCUCAAAUCCUUGAAGAUCCUGAUGAUCUUCCAGACAACAUUUCAGGAGAGAGUUCUACUUUGGAAACCAUAAAGCAGGAGUCCAGUCUUUGCACCUGUUGUGAUGAAGAUGAGGAUGUGGUUGUGGUGGAGGAAGUCAGACUUGAAGACCCUAAGACAUGUGGCCUGAAGAAGGAAAAACGUUCCAAGGCCACAGCAGUGGAGAGGUCUCACGAGACAUACAGAUUGCUGAAGCGCCAGAACCUCAUCGUGGAGGCUGUGAGGAACCUGCGGCUCAUCGAGAGCUUGUUCAUACUUCAGAAAAUGGUGAUGGAUCAAGAGAAGCAGGAAGGUGUCUCCACUAAGUGCUGCAAGAAGUCCAUCGUUCGGCUGGUGCAGAAGCUGGCGCGGGAAGGACUCCUCAGGCUCUACCGCACCACUGUCAUUCAGGAUGGCAUCAUCAAAAAGGCAGAGUUUGUUGUGCACCCCUCGGUGAGCCCCAGUGAUCCCCUGGUGAGAAGUGCCAUCGAGCAGGUUCGGUUCCGCAUCUCCAACAGUGCUAUGUGGUUUUCCUGUAGGAUUAAAGUUCCCCAAACACCAACAUCCCAGGACCAUGGUGAGGAAGAAAACCUGGGGCAAGAGGCAGUUCCUGAUUCAGGAGAAAUACAAGAAAGCUCAAGUAAAGCUGAUAAUACUCGGACUGAUAAUACUCGGGCAAGAAAAACUGAUGAAAAAAUGGGUGUAACACAGCUAAAAAACUAUCACCCUGUUACAGUUCCAGGACUUGGCCGUUCUCUUGGCUUUCUUCCCAAAAUGCCUCGUUUAAGAAUGGCCCACAUGUUCCUCUGGUACUUAAUCUAUGGACACCCUUUAAAUGGAUCACAGCAAAAAAGGGGUAGUGAUGGUGAGAAAAAACAAGGGCUGGAUGAGAACGCAGCUGUAAUUGAAGCACAGCCAGAUGGGACCUUAGAAAUUGUGACAGCUGUGGUGAAACCUGAAGUCUCUGCACAGGAGACUGAAGUAGAGUUGUCUAAUCAAACAGUGUACGUGGAUGAGACGUCGUGGACACGCUAUGUCCCUCCUCUCCCUGUCCACAGAGAGUUCGGCUUUGGAUGGGCUCUUGUUAGUGACAUCCUCCUCUGCCUGCCUCUCUCAAUCUUUGUUCAGAUAGUACAAGUCAGCUACAAGGUGGAAGGUCUGGAAGAUUUUUUAAAUGAUCCCCUCAAAAAGCACACUCUGAUCAGAUUUCUUCCAAGGCCAGUCCGACAGCAGCUUCUCUACAAACGGAGGUACAUCUUCUCAGUGAUAGAAAGCCUUCAGAGAUUAUGUUACAUGGGACUGAUACAGUUUGGCCCAACAGAGAAAUUUCAAGACAAAGACCAGGUGUUUGUGUAUAUGAAGAGAAAUGCUGUGAUUGUUGAUACCACCAUAUGUGACCCCCACUACAACCUGGCUCAGAGCAGUCGUCCCUUCGAGCGCCGCUUGUACGUCCUCAACACCAUGCAGGACGUGGAGAACUUCUGGUUUGAUCUGCAGUGUGUCUGCCUGAAUACACCUUUGGGAGUUGUGCGCUGUCCUCGGUCCAAGAGGAGUAAUGUUCCAGGGGAGGAGACUGCACUGGAUGUAGAAAUGGAGCAAGAGUCAGCAGUGAACAAACACAACCUGGAACGAAAGUGUGCCAUGCUGGAAUAUACCACGGGCAGCCGAGAGGUGGUUGAUGAUGGAUCUAUCCCUGGAGAUGGGUUAGGAGCUGCAGGCCUGGAUUCCAGCUUUUAUGGCCAUCUAAAACGCAACUGGAUCUGGACAAGCUACAUCAUCAAUAAGACUAAGAAGGAAAAUACAGUGUCUGAGAAUGGACUGACAGCGAGACUCCAAACCUUCCUGACAAAACACCCCCUGACACUCAGCACUGCAGGUAACAAAAUGAGCAUUUUGGGAGAAGCAAAGGUAGGAUCAGAGUCACUUGCCCAGAAAGAGGAAUGUAUUGAACUAAGUGUAGAAUCAACCCAGGAUCGAACGAAACGAGUGAGAGGUGGGAAAAGCCAAAAAAGGAAGAGACUUAGAAAAGAUGUUGGAAAGAAGACAAAGAAGAAAAAGAAAGAAGAGAAGUCUGCAGACAAAAGCAAAAGGCUGCGGUACCACGACAAGGCAGACCAGAGUGCCCUGCUGAGAAUGACUCGGCUGCGUGUCACCUGGACGGUGCAGGAGGACAGUCUGCUCAUGCUGUGCCGCAUUGCCAGCCACGUGCUGAAUGCAAAGGUCAAAGGGCCCUUUGUGCCAUGGCAGGUGGUUCGGGACAUCAUGCACAGCAGCUUUGAGGAGUCCCUGGACAAAACCUCCCACUCUGUGGGGCGAAGAGCUCGUUACAUUGUCAGAAACCCACAGACCUAUCUCAACUACAAAGUUUGCCUUGCUGAGGUUUACCAAGACAAAGCCCUCAUUGAGGAUUUCAUGCACAGAGAAAAUAACUAUGAAGACCCACAGGUUUGUGCAAAGGAGUUUAAAGAGUUUGUGGAAAGGCUGAAAGAGAAAUUCAGUUCAACCCUGGCAAAUCCCAAGCUUGAGAUUCCUGACACUUUGCAGGAGCUGUUUGCCAGAUUUCGAGUUUUGGCAAUUGGAGAAGACACGAAUCAAGGCACAAAGGAGGAUAAUUUAAGCAGUGUUUAUGAUAUUCAUUUUCUAGUGCUACAGAAUCUGAUUCAGAGCACAUUGGCACUCUCAGAUAACCAGAUGAAAUCUUGCCAGUCAUUUCAGACAUUCCGGCUGUACCGUGAGUACCACGACGACGUCCUGGUCAAGGCUUUCCUGGAGUGCCAGAAGAGAAGUUUGGUGAAUCGUCGCCGUGUCAACCACAUGCUGGGGCCAAAGAAGUACAGAGCUCUGCCUUUUGUGCCCAUGUCCUACCAGCUCUCCCAGAGUUACUACAGAGUGUUUACGUGGCGGUUCCCCAGCACCAUUUGUACAGAGUCCUUCCAGUUCCUCGAGAAGCUCAAGGAUGCUGAAAAAUCAGACCAGCCAGAUCACUUCUCCUUCAAAGAUCAAGAGAACACAUCCUCAGAAGGCAUGGUGGCAUUUCCUAUGGAUGGGCCUGGAGGGCAAUGUGUGGCAAUGCUCUCCCUGUUCUCCCUGGGCCUUGUGUCUGUGAGUGUGAGAAUCCCCGAGCAGAUUGUUGUGGUGGACAGCACCAUGGUGGAAAACGAAGUGAUAAAAAGUUUGGGCAAAGAAGGGCUGGAGGACGACGAAGACGAUGACGAUGACUUAGAUGACAACUCUGGAGGCAAACGGAGGAUUGAAGUGAAAGCUCGUCAGGCCUCUCACACUAAUUACUUACUGAUGAGAGGCUACUACUCCCCUGGAAUUGUCAGCACACGCAACCUGAGCCCCAGUGACAACAUUGUGGUCAACUCCUGCCAGGUGAAGGUCAAGCUGCGAUGCACACCAGUCCCAGGAAGGCUCAGCUCUCCAGUUCCUUCUCUGCUAGAUAACAUGGCUGUGGGAAUCUCCUGCCUCCCUGAAACUUUUACCAGGUUGAUCAAAGUCCAGGACGAAAAUUACGAGGUUGACAAGUUUCUUCAUGAGUGUAGAGAACAUCAUGGUUACACUCCCGGGGAUGUAGCAGCUGUUCUGGAGAUCCGAAAUGCAAUAGAGGCAACUUCCCACUUUGGAAUUUGCAGAGCUGAGCUGAGCAAAUCUUUCUGCAGCUACGAGGAGGAGGAACCUGGACACACCAGGAGCCUGGAGCAGUACAUUCAGGACCUUAUCGAAAUGCAGCAGGUUUUAGAAGUAGGAGGCCACUCAGUGAGACUGGUUGCAGCAGUGUUUGCCAAGCCAUGGCUGUUACAUUCAGUGUGUCUGAAGAACAAAGCAGACGAUGGUGAUCAGCGAGGUGCAGACACCACUCUCCCAGAUGUGCCCCAGGAGAGCCUCCCGUCAGAGGCAAGGAAGGGAGAGGAAUGUUUGGGAGAGGAGGAACAGCUGGGAAAAGACACACCCUCUGUCAGUGAUGAAGAACCCCCGAGGAAGAGAUGCAGGACUGAUGUCCUUCAGGAGGACAGUCUGGGAACUGCAGCUGGAAGUCACUCUGACGCAGGAGUCGCUGAUCCUGUCACAGCAAAGGAAGCUGUGCCAGGGGAUGAAGAAGGAGAAUCCCUGGGAGGACAGGCAGAACAGCCAGCUGAACUGCCAGAGAGUGCUCCAGAGGCUGGGAAUGUGGGCACUUCUUGCAAGGAACAAGAUAAACCUUGUUCUGAGGACAAAGAACUUGAAGCAGGGAAUGAUGAGCUCCCCACUGAGCACAACAAGCAGAUCCCCAGCCUGGAACAGUCAGCCAGUGAGCAGGACGAUGAUCUUUCCUACCUACAGGAGAACCCAGGAGUCUCUAAAGGAAGUUCUGGGACAGAUGUCUCACAGGCAGACAGGGACAGGGCCUGUGAGAACGUUUGUUUCAUUGGGAGGCCGUGGAGGAUCGUGGAUGGGACCCUGAACAAACCUGUGUGCAAGGGGAUGAUGGAGGCUGUGCUCUACCACAUCAUGACAAAGCCAGGCAUCACGGAAGCAGUGCUGCUGCAGCAUUACACUGGUGUGCUGCAGCCUGUGGCUGUUCUGGAGAUCCUGAAGGGUCUGGAAACUCUCGGUUGCAUCAGACGUUUCUACAUGAAAAAGUCAUCCCCAGUAUCACUCUUCUCUCAGCCAGUUGUGGAAGAACAACUAGACCAUCCCAAACUGAGUGAAAGCCCAACAAUAUACUAUGAGCCCACAAUAGACUGUACUCUCAGGCUGGGGAGAGUGUUCCCCUGUGAAGUGAACUGGAAUAAGUGGGUGCAGGUUAUCCCUGUAUAA
Acanthisitta chloris (rifleman) is the source of this 6217-nucleotide messenger RNA. RefSeq names its product general transcription factor IIIC, polypeptide 1, alpha 220kDa (gene GTF3C1). NCBI's taxonomy places the organism in Eukaryota, Metazoa, Chordata, Aves, Passeriformes, Acanthisittidae. The transcript has 37 exons. Gene Ontology annotation, biological process: 5S class rRNA transcription by RNA polymerase III; transcription initiation at RNA polymerase III promoter. Gene Ontology annotation, cellular component: transcription factor TFIIIC complex. Gene Ontology annotation, molecular function: DNA binding. The annotation marks the transcript as partial. The record is from RefSeq and is a predicted model, not a curated record.